Heterocephalus glaber (naked mole-rat) is the source of this 1050-nucleotide messenger RNA. It is a transcript of the gene Plekhj1, whose product is annotated as pleckstrin homology domain containing J1. NCBI's taxonomy places the organism in Eukaryota, Metazoa, Chordata, Mammalia, Rodentia, Bathyergidae. The record is from RefSeq and is a predicted model, not a curated record. Gene Ontology annotation, cellular component: recycling endosome; trans-Golgi network; early endosome. Gene Ontology annotation, biological process: endosome organization; retrograde transport, endosome to Golgi; receptor recycling.
AUCCGGGACGGUAGCCGGGAAGGAGGGCGCGGCGAACCAUUCCGCGUUCUCUUUCGCGGAUCCCCGCGGCUGCUACUAUGCGGUACAACGAGAAGGAGCUGCGGGCCCUGUCCCAGCAGCCGGCCGAGAUGGCUGCCGAGUUGAGCAUGCGAGGACCCAAAAAAGGCAGCGUGGCCAAGCGGCGGCUGGUGAAGCUGGUGGUCAACUUCCUGUUCUACUUCCGCACCGACGAGGCUGAGCCCCUCGGAGCCCUGCUUCUGGAGCGCUGCAGAGUCUCGCAGGAAGAGCCCGGAGGCUUCUCCAUCAGUGAGUGGCUCCCGCCGUCCCCGCCAUCCCGGCCAGGCUGCUUCCUCCCUGGACACAAGAAUCUCUUUGAUGGUCCUCGGGCGGCCCAAGGCUUCAUCGAGGACCCAGAGAGGAAGUAUUACUUUGAAUGCUGCACCCAGGAGCAGUGUCAGGAGUGGAUGGAGGCUCUUCGUCGGGCCAGCUAUGAGUACAUGCGGUGCAGUCUCAUCUUCUACAGGAAUGAGAUCCAGAAGAUGACAGGCAAGGAUCCCCUGGAGCAGUUUGGCAUAUCUGAGGAGGCCAGGUUCCAGCUGAGCAGCUUGCCAAGGGACAGGCGGGCAGCUUGUGUCGGCACUCAGCUGGACGAGUUGGACUAACCCUAUGCCAGGCCUGCCCUGGGGGGUGUUUGGGCUCAAAGCCUGAGGGUGGGUGGGGGUGGGCAGGGGCUGCAUUUUUGGAGAAACCCACCAAGUGCCCCUUCCCUGUGCCUCGGGACCCACCAGAGGGUUGCCACACUGUGCUGCUAGGCCAAGUGCCCGGCCUCUCCCUGCCAUGUCCCCACUGAGGGCUGGGUGGGCACCUGACUGGCAAGGCCUUCCUGUCCUGUGCCAGCUGAAUGUACGAAGCUAAGGGAAGCUGUGAAUGGUGAGGGUCUCCCUCUGCCAGCUAUGAACUCCACUGUUGCUGAUGAGGGAUGGGGUGGCUCUGGUCCUGAGUCACCGCACUCACUCUGUUCAAUAAAGGUACCUCUUUUUCUAAACUGGA